CUUCGCCGCCCGCGCCGCCAGGCGUCCUCCACUGCCCUGGGCUUCAUUCCGAGCGCGAGACCUUUGGCAGUUCAAAGUAAAGGAAGAACUGCGCGCGCAGCUGCGUUAGCGCCACAGAAGCCUAGACGCGCAAAGUGGCUGCGCAGGUUCCCCACUGCGUCCUCAACACGCCGGUUACGCGCAGCGAGGGCAACAAACGUGGCAGCAUGACAGCAUGCGCAGAUCUGCUCCAUGGGUCUGUUUAAUGACGACCCUAAAACUGGCCGUCCGGCACGUGCUCACUCCGCUCGCGUCUUUGUAAUUGUAGCGCAUUCCGCUCGCAGGUAAGCAGCGGCCCUGCGCGCAUGUGAUCCGCUCGCCACGUGAUCUUUCGUGUCGCGUCAGAACGCAGGGCAGGAACGCGCACGUGCUCGCGCUAUGACGAGAGAAUGGUGGUUGCACGUGGCGCUGCUGUGCGUCCCCUUGGUAGCGGUUUACCUGCACGUGCCGCAGCCGCAGCUGUCUCGCGCCCUGCACACCUGGCGCGCCACAGGCCGCUCGUUCAGCUUCCGUGGAAACAGCAUCUUUUACAAAGAGGCAGUGGGGCCUGUGGGGAGCUCUGACACAGUUGUGCUGCUGCAUGGAUUCCCCACAUCAAGCUAUGACUGGCACAAGAUCUGGGAACCUCUGAAGCAGCGGUUUCACAGAGUGAUCGCUCCUGACUUCCUGGGCUUUGGCUUUUCAGACAAACCUAGGCCUCAUGCGUACUCCAUAUUUGAGCAGGCCAGUAUAGUGGAGGCCCUGCUCUCUCAUCUGGACUUGGCGGAGCAGAAGGUCAACCUUCUCUCACACGACUAUGGUGACACGGUGGCCCUGGAGCUUCUCUACAGGAGUGAGCAGAACCGGAGCGGACACCUGGCCAUCAACAGCCUCUGCCUUUCCAAUGGAGGUAUAUUUCCAGAAACACACUACCCACGAUUCCUUCAAAAGCUCCUGAAAGACUGUGGCUUCAUUUCCCCUCUGCUCACGCGUCUAAUAAACUUCCAUCUCUUCUCCAGAGGGAUUGGAGAGGUGUUCGGGCCGUACACACAGCCAACCGAGGCAGAGCACUGGGACAUGUGGACAAGUGUCCGCUUUAAUGACGGAAACCUGGUCUUGGACAGCGUCCUGCAGUAUAUAAACCAAAGAUUGACACACAGGGACAGAUGGGUCGGAGCAUUGACCUCUACGUUGACCCCACUGCAUUUGAUCUAUGGACCACUAGAUCCAGUUAACCCCAGCAAUCAGUUUCUUCAUCGUUACCAGUCUACCAUCUCGAUUCUGGACGAGCACAUCAGUCAUUACCCACAGCUGGAGGACCCCACAGGUUUCAUGAACGCCUACCUCAGCUUCAUCAACUCAUUUUGAGUCGUCCUGUCCUGCCGAUGUCAUGCGCUGACUUGCCGAAGCAGGACACUGGCAACCAUUACAAAGGAACACUGAUAAUGAAUGUCAUGCACAGGAGGAAUCUGAUCUCAGAGCAGCAGCUGUAAACAUAAUGAGAGUCUGGGCUUCUGCUGAAACUCAAAACAAACAAAAAGUUGUUACAAUAGUCACAGAUCAUUGUUAGUAAUACUAAAAGCAGUGUUUCCUGUGCUGUGGUCAAGGAAUGUUUCUUUAUGGUUAUAGUUCAUUAUGGCCUACUCAUCUUUUUCAGCAGUCAAUGCACAACAUAAUUUAAGUUUGCAGUGAUAAAGCCAGAAGAGUCGUGUUCAGAGGGGAUUCUUCAAUCUACGGAUUACAAGUCGGUUGUUCACAGCUUGUUACAGGCUGACGUUACUUCAACAUUACGGUAAAUACAGUGGCAUUGGGGAAGCUUGGAGGAAGGACAGUCUGGCCUGACGUACAGAAAAGCAGAAUUUGGCCAUGAAGUGUGAGUGCAAAUGGAGAAACGUAAGAAUGGCCCCAAAAACUGCAAUUUGCAAAAGUAGGAGGACAAGUACCGAUCAAUGAAUGCCUCAGAGCUCAGCACAUCAGUUAGGAAUGGCGCUGUUUUUACACUGUUUGAGAGCUGUUCCUUUCUGUUCUGAUUGAUGUCGUGAUGUUUUAUUGUUCUACAAUGAUCAAACCCCUGUUCAUAUGCAUAGUUCCAAAAGGCAAUUUGGAAAUAUUGAAUGUUUUCAAUAAAAAGGAAUGAUGAACACUUUAAUGUGCUCAAUUUAUCAAAAAUAAAGUGGUUAUUUUUUUUAAA
This is a messenger RNA of Electrophorus electricus (electric eel), 2209 nucleotides long. It is a transcript of the gene mest, whose product is annotated as mesoderm specific transcript. The record is from RefSeq and is a predicted model, not a curated record. Gene Ontology annotation, molecular function: monoacylglycerol lipase activity. Gene Ontology annotation, biological process: acylglycerol catabolic process. Gene Ontology annotation, cellular component: membrane. NCBI's taxonomy places the organism in Eukaryota, Metazoa, Chordata, Actinopteri, Gymnotiformes, Gymnotidae.